AAAUUGUUACAUUUCCCGUUUCUUGUUGAAUACUGCUCAGUAUCUUUCAGUUGGUUUUUUAAACAGUGAAUAAAGCACGCAAGUGUUUAGAAUGCCGCUUACUUUGUAUUCUGUUUCGGAUGGGCCACCGUCUCUGGCUGUGAGACAGGCCCUGAAAGCUUUAAAUUUGGAUUUUACUUUGAUUAACGUCGACUUUGGACUCGGAGAGCAUAUGACUGAAGAAUUUGCGCAGAAAAACCCACAGAAAGAGAUUCCUGUUUUAGAUGACGAUGGUUUUUAUCUGGGUGAAAGUAACGCAAUUCUUCAGUAUUUAGUUGACAAAUACGGAAAAGAUGAUAGCUUGUAUCCCAAAGACCCCAAAGCAAGGGCUAUCGUAAAUCAUCGUCUGUGCUUUAAUUUAUCCACUUAUUAUCGUUACAUUUCCGAGCAUGUUAUGGCUCCUAUUUUCUUCAAAUAUCAAAGAACUCCAUUGAGUCUUAAAAAAACUCAUAUUGCCCUGGACAAUUUUAAUACCUAUUUAAAGAGAUUGGGUACUAAAUAUGCAGCAGGAGAUAAAAUUACCAUUGCUGAUUUCCAAUUGGCUACAGCUACUAUGUGUUUGGAAGCCAUCAACUUCGACUUUUCAAAGUAUGAUUUAGUCACUAAAUGGUACCAGACUUACAAGAAAGAGUAUCCGGAACUUUGGGCCAUUGUUGAAGGUGGCAUGAAAGAGAUCAGCGAAUUCGAAAAGAACCCACCAGAUCUUAGUCACAUGGACCACCCAAUUCAUCCAACAAAAUAAUAUGUUUUUUACACGUAUUUUUUCACAAGUAAAACUUUUAUAACAUGAAUAAUUUCUAAUAAAUUAAUUUUUUACUACGCA
Aethina tumida (small hive beetle) is the source of this 862-nucleotide messenger RNA. RefSeq names its product glutathione S-transferase 1-1 (gene gfzf). Gene Ontology annotation, molecular function: glutathione transferase activity. The record is from RefSeq and is a predicted model, not a curated record. Gene Ontology annotation, biological process: glutathione metabolic process. NCBI's taxonomy places the organism in Eukaryota, Metazoa, Arthropoda, Insecta, Coleoptera, Nitidulidae. Bases 92 to 781 code for a protein of 229 amino acids. The transcript is spliced from 6 exons.